AUGUCUUUCAAUGCCUCUCCUGACAUCGAGUCUACACCCCCGCCCGCUGUCAGCAGCCUCCGUUCCAGGUUCGAGAAGCUUGCAGCAGACACCUCGACCGCUACCCUCCAGCGGCCACCCAGCACUCAUGUCUUUCUCGUCCCAGAGCCCUCCAGUCCUCGUCCCCGAGCCAUGUCCAACUCAGAUGACAUCAGGCCAUUCGCUGAGUCUCCUUCGCUGCGCCCCGCUUCUUCUUCUCUAGACCUAAAGGCAGCCAAGAGGCCUCCCCCACUGCCCCCCGUGCGUGGUUUGAAGGCCCCUUCUCCCGCACCGCCGAGUCCACGUCUUCUGCGUCCACCAUCCGACCAGUCACCUCUGAUACCCGAGAUCAGUCUCACUUCCGAACAUACCUCUGGGUCCCUGAAGCCCUCCGUUUUGGCCAGAAAGCCUCCCCCGCCCCCUCUGCCUCCCCACCACCCUGAAACAAAAACCGAAUCUGCCACAUUGCACAAAACGUCCGACGUUUCUCCACUCAUCGACUUGUUUGGGUCCCCGCCACCUAUUCCGGCGGCUUCCAAGCCGGUGAACGUUCCGACUCGCGUCGUGUCGCAUACCGCGACGUUAGUAUCAACCCUCGUAGCAUCUGAUAUCCGUCCAGAUUCCCUAGAAUCGUCACGCAGGCCUCGCCAUUCCUUCCCUUUCGCAGGAACAUCAACUGCUCCUUCCAGUUCUUCUUCCAUCUCCUUGGUCUCCACCGCGUCUACAUUCAAGCCGCAAGAUCCCUUCGGUGAUGAUCCAUCUGAUUCGGAAACCACCGUUUUUGCGGACCCGCCUCCGCUACCGUCUCGAAAGAACGGCACCGCAAAUGAUCUCUCGAAUGGCUCCGGUGCCCAUCCCGAACUCCAGCAGUCGCCGCAAAAUAUAUAUUCAUCAGAGAGUUCCAGCGGGACUGAUACCAACACGGUGAACAUACCCAGUCCAACACCUUCCGCACUCCUCACUCGGCCUCCUCGUCCUCCACCUCGUCCCAAGUCUUCGUUACCUGCCAGUUUAGUUGCAUCUUCAGCAUCGUCCAGUACAUCCUCGCUGCCACCUCCUCUUCCUACGCGUAAAGGAAUAUGCAUAGAGGAACCAGUACCUCGGCGCCCGCCUCCACCUCCGCGACCUUCAGUGCAGGAUAUGGACUCGCAGUCUCAUGCGAGAUCCUGUAGUGCGUCAAUUUCUCCGUCUGAGCGCAAAGCAUUUGGUGCGCAUCCGCCUCCACCGACGCGCACGAUCGGCCUUGGCGACAAGCUUCCCCCAGCUCGUCGCGCACAGUCCGGCUCCUCCAGCGAGUCCGAGGACGAUGAGCCGAAGAAGGUGGAGCUUCUACCGGACACCAGUCGCGCGUCCCGUCGCCCGCCCACCAUUGAUUGCCAUAAUUAUCACGAGUUCAACAUCCACAUACCUGCAUACACUGGCGUCGUGGCUGUGUCCGGACAUACUAUCGUUAUUGCCACGCAUCAUCAUCUGAAGAUAUAUGAUCUUUCCGUGUCUGACUCGCCCGUGUGGAAUCUCGACUCGAAAGAACUGGGGCUGGACAAGCUGAAUGGCUUCAAGGUCACUAGCAUGGAGUUCCGACCGGCGGCGAAGUUGGCGGACAGGGGGUGUUUUCUUUGGAUAGGAACGAAAGACGGACACCUUGUAGAGCUGGAUACAAGAUCAGGGACUGUCGUUGGUGCGAAGCCCUUUGCGCAUGCGCAUACGGUGACGCAUAUGUUCCGCCACGCGCAUUCAAUGGUGACCAUGGAUGACAUGGGUAAGGUCCUCGUGUUCACCCCUGAUCCAGAUAGCGGAGAGGACGUGCGCUUGACGUAUACCCAACCCCGUGUGGUCCGGAUUGCCGACCGACAGGAAUUUGCGAAGCUGGUCGGGGCCCAGCUCUGGACGUCGACGAGGGACCCGAGCAAUGGCGGCGGCACGGCGAGCAGCUCCAGAGGGCCGAUCGUGCGCGUGUACGAUAUCUUUACGCCUGGGAGCACGGGCAAGUCCUUGUUGCCUACGGAGCACCUCGGCGCUGUCACUUCUGGCACGAUUCUCCCUUCGCAGCCGGAGCACAUCUACCUCGGCCACGAGGGUGGACAUGUUAGUAUUUGGUUGCGGACAUCAGACGAUGGUGCUCCUCAGUGUCAGGAAGUCAUAAAGGUGGCCACAUCGGAUGUGAUGAGCCUGGAGGGUGUCAACAAUAGGUUGUGGUUUGGAGGUCGGAAUGGCAUGAUCGUUGCGUUCGACGUUGUGCCGAGGCCGUGGGUAGUGACAAACCGCUGGGCAGCGCAUACGAAACUUCCUGUUCUGAGACUCGCCGUGGAUACGUGGAGCAUCGAGAAGUUGAACCGGCUCAUGGUGUACAGUAUUGGCAGAGACGAGAAGCUCCGAUUCUGGGACGGGUUACUCGGGAUAGACUGGGUCGAUCAAGAGCUACUGAAACGAGAAACGGAGUUCAGUUCCUUCCGAGAUAUGAACGUGCUGAUUGUCUCCUGGAAUGUAGAUUCUGCGAAACCAGAUACCCUUACUGGAUGUCCCGAGAACGUCAACGUCCUUCAUGAUAUACUCACCAGUGUUGAUACUCCCGACAUCAUCGUGUUCGGGCUACAGGAGCUCAUUGACCUCGAGAGCCGGAAGAUGGCAGCCAAAACUGUUCUUCUCGGUGGAAAGAACAAAACACCAGACGGCACGAUUUCUCAGAAGGUGACUACUUCGUACAAAAAGUGGUACGAUCGACUGGUGUUGGCGGUACGCCAGGCAAUGCCGACUGAUAUACCAUACACGGUUAUCCAUACGGAGAACUUGGUCGGGUUGUUCAGCUGCAUAUUCGUGAAGAACACGGAACGGAUAUCUUUGAACCAUGUUGCCAUUACCACCAUCAAGCGUGGGAUGGGGGGUAGAUAUGGCAAUAAGGGUGGCAUAGUCGCCCGCUGUGUCAUUGACGACACGUCAAUCUGCUUCAUCAACUGCCAUCUUGCCGCUGGCCAACAUCACGUUCGUCAGAGGAAUGCUGACGUUGCGGCCAUCGUAGAAGAUAAAUCUGUGUUCCCCGAAUCGGAUGCGCUCCAGGGCCCGUUGGCGUACGUGAAUGGUGGUGACGGGUCGAUGGUUCUUGAUCAUGAAAUCGUUUUUAUGAACGGAGACAUGAACUAUCGCAUCGACCAACGCCGCGACGUGGUUGUCGCCGCGAUCAAGGCUGGUGACCUCGACGGUCUCCAGACUCAUGACCAGCUGCUUAAGGAGAUGAAGUUCAAUCGCGGCUUCCGUCUGCGGUCGUUCUUGGAAGGUCAUCUCACGUUUGCGCCCACCUACAAGUACGACAGACGGUCGCCGGAGUACGAUUCCUCCGAGAAGAGUCGUGUCCCCGCCUGGUGCGACCGCGUUCUCUGGCGCUCGCGUGACCCUUUGCGCGUUGAGCAGUUGCACUACAGACGCUACGAGGCGAACAUCUCCGACCAUCGGCCGAUUUCCGCUGCUUUCAGGAUGACGGUGAAGUCCGUGCACCACGAUGCGAGGGAGAAAAUCAAGGCUGAGAUUCAUGGGUUGUGGGUACAUCGCGAGCAAGGGUUGCUGCAGGCAGCCCAUCAAUUCUUUGUUGACCAGGCCAUGAUAUGA
Molecule: messenger RNA, 3618 nt
Organism: Sparassis crispa
Lineage: Eukaryota; Fungi; Basidiomycota; Agaricomycetes; Polyporales; Sparassidaceae
Product: Probable inositol polyphosphate 5-phosphatase
Exons: 5
Coding region: 1-3618 (1205 amino acids)
Biological process (GO): phosphatidylinositol dephosphorylation
Molecular function (GO): protein binding; phosphatidylinositol-4,5-bisphosphate 5-phosphatase activity
Source: RefSeq, a predicted model, not a curated record